Molecule: messenger RNA, 1320 nt
Organism: Aspergillus oryzae RIB40
Lineage: Eukaryota; Fungi; Ascomycota; Eurotiomycetes; Eurotiales; Aspergillaceae
Product: RPAP1 family protein
Exons: 1
Coding region: 1-1320 (439 amino acids)
Biological process (GO): transcription by RNA polymerase II
Cellular component (GO): nucleus
Source: RefSeq, a predicted model, not a curated record
AUGGCAUUUCGCGGUGAAAGAUUUGUUGUCGAUCUAGAUUCUGAUGAUGAUCAGUCCUCAUCCGCGCCUCCCGCUUCCUCUAUAUCCCUUCCUGGUCUGAUCGGCGAAAUCCGUGAACGCUCGCCCGCUGCCCCUCCAGCUCCACCCAAACCUGCUGCAGCUGGGUUUCCUGCUCAUCGUCGUCGCGUGAAGCAGUCCGCUUUUAGACAACGUCGAGAAGACUCUUCCACUACGAACACUUCAAUUGCUAGUCAGAAUGACGAAAAAAGGAUAAUUGAUGAUGAGAACCGUCGGCAGUUAGCGACCAUGUCGCAUGAUCAGAUUCAACAAGAACGAGAGGAACUCAUGGCAUCCAUAGACCCCUCGCUGCUUGAACGGUUCCUUCGCAGAGCCCGUAUUGACUCCGAGGAAUCGAAGACUGACACUCGAUCGAAUCCACCUGUAUCCAUCAAACAUCAGGUGGACCCCGCCGAAGCAGCAGCCCCUCCUCCUGAGCCUGUUUCCGAAUCCAAGCCUUUAACCUCUCGAGACGAACAAACUCAUCGAGAUGACCUUCCCCCUCCGCAAAUGCCUGAUGAUCUCCGACCUGCCUUUGAAUCCCCUCUUCCCAGCUCCGUUCACUUCCCCACCCCGCCGUCACAGUUGAACCCCAUGCCUAACCUUGACCCGUCAUCCCCAUCGUUCUUGUCUGACCUUCAAGCCCACUACUUUCCCAACAUCACCCACGACCCGUCCGCUUUGUCUUGGCUUCAGCCGCCUUCCACAGAUUCGGAUGCACCAGACGCGACAUCAGCCUACCACCCUGCCAGCAAUGCAGAAGCUGUCCACCCCGCCGCGCUGCGCUUUUCCUUCCUCGGGACACUGCUUUCGCCCACCACAUCUCUUGCCCUCCCGACUGAUUUAGGCCUUCAUCAUCAUGGUAAAGACCCUCAUGCCGCUGGUUACACUAUACCCGAGUUAGCCAUCCUUAGCCGCUCCUCCUUUCCUGCUCAACGUUGUAUCGCCUGGCAGGUUCUGGGCCGUAUCCUCUUCCGUCUGGGGAAAGGUCAGUUUGGAGAACGCGGGAGUACACUGGUAGAGGGGCUGUGGUCUGUCAUUGAACGCGAGGGUGUGGUCGCUGGCAUGCUGGCCGAAGCCGAUGGCACGUCAAAUGGAGCAACUCGCUCAGAGAAGCAGGAACAGGAUUCGGCGAGGUCUAAGGGAGGCAUCGGUCAUCAUGCCAGUGCUACUGCGUGGGCUGUCGAAGGCGUAUGGCUUUGGCAGAUGGGCGGUGGUGGAGACCGAGGGGUUUUAAAAGAAGGGGCCGUUAGAUCUCAAUAA